CCAGACUAGUGAGUAACCAACACGCCUCUGUUACUGCUUUACUGAUUGCAAAAGAGAAUCAUUUUCCUUUGGAGAAACUUUCUCAGGUGUGAAUUGUUUUUGUUGCUAUUCAAACAAAUUCAAAAUAAACAACAAGUGUUUACCUUGCUUUUAAUUUCUUCAACUAUUAGUGUAAUUGUUUCCUGACAAAAUUCAACUUCAUCUCAUAAUGAAUAUAAGUAAAGUUUUAAUUUCCGAUUCUCUGGACCAAGCUGCUGUUGAUAUUUUACUCAAACGUAACAUUCAAGUUGAUGUGAAAACCAAAUUAACCCCUCAAGAGCUGAUUGAAAUAAUUAAAGAUUAUGAUGCUUUGAUUGUUAGAUCAGCAACCAGGGUGACAAAGGAAGUUAUUGAAGCUGGUAAAAAACUGAAAGUCAUCGGUCGUGCUGGAGUUGGUGUUGAUAACAUUGAUGUUAAAACUGCUACACAAAAUCGUGUGCUUGUCAUCAAUGCUCCAGAUGGGAAUACUACUGCCGCUGCUGAACUAACAUGUAUUAUGAUAUUGUCUUUGGCUCGACCCGUGGUGGCUGCCUGUUCAAAACUAAAAACUGGUGUUUGGGAUAAAGAAUCAUUCAAAGGAACCGAAGUUCAGGGAAAGACUUUAGCCAUUGUUGGAUUGGGUAGAAUUGGAAGAAAAGUUGCAACCUGUAUGAAAGCUUUCGGCAUGCGAGUAAUUGGUUAUGAUCCUUUCGUUACGCCUGAUGAUGCUCAAAAGUUUGGAGUUGAAUUUAUGGAUUUGGAACAGAUUUGGCCUCAAGCUGAUUACAUAACUCUUCAUGUUCCUCUGAUUGAAUCCACUCGAGGAUUAGUUAACUCAGUUACCUUGAACAAAUGUAAAAAAGGAGUCAAAAUCAUCAAUUGCUGUCGUGGUGGUACUGUUGAUGAGAAAGCACUCCUGGAAGCAUUAAACUCUGGACAAGCUGGUGGAGCAGGUCUUGAUGUUUUUGAAGAGGAACCAUGUAAAUUCAAUGAGCUUCUGGAACAUCCUAAGGUUGUCUGUACUCCCCAUCUUGGUGCAAGCACUAAAGAAGCACAAAUUAAAGUUGCAGAAGAAAUUAGUCUUCAAUUUUUAACUUUGAUGGACAGUGAUUCACUGAAUGUUCCUGGUGCCGUCAAUGGUAAACAAAUAUCUCAAGGAUGAUGAGCAUUCUUUAUGAAAUUGAUUAUCUCGAUUUAUGUGCAGAGCCAUAUAAUCCAAUCGUUUUUGUUCUCAUUUUGAUUAAUCGCCUUUCUGGACUGUAUUUAUUAUAAUAAUAAAUACAUUAUAUUAGCAA
This is a messenger RNA of Tetranychus urticae (two-spotted spider mite), 1313 nucleotides long. RefSeq names its product D-3-phosphoglycerate dehydrogenase. The record is from RefSeq and is a predicted model, not a curated record. Gene Ontology annotation, molecular function: phosphoglycerate dehydrogenase activity; NAD binding. Lineage: Eukaryota; Metazoa; Arthropoda; Arachnida; Trombidiformes; Tetranychidae.